AUAUAUCUAUGAUGUUUGUAUAUGUUUAAGCUUCUGACACAGAAGCGUUAUUUGAUAUGUAUAUAUCUCUAUUUGUACAACUGUUUACGGAUAACUCUAUGAUUAUAUUAAUUAUUACUAAGGUGGUUAUGUGCUUUGUUGCUGUUUAAGAUAUAUGCAUGAACCACUUCUAAUGAAGCUCUAAAUAGUCUGGUUAGAGCGUCGAAGUUACUAUACAGAUUUGCUACCAUAUUUUUGUUAUUGUAAUGACUGUUGAUGCCAGACAGUCAUUAGAUACAUGUAGCUUUCCUUUCAUCGCAAAUAUCAUUCGAAUAUAUAAUCAAAAAUUUAUUCAUAUGUCUUUCUAAAUUUUUUCUUUUUUCUAGGUCAACAACUCUUGAAAAAUGAGACAGAAGAGUCUGUUAUUCAGUUUAAUGGUGCUAUGCAUGAUUGUAUGUUUAAAGAGAGUCAACAGUAAAAAUAUUUUAUACAUAGCAUGGCCUGUUUACAGUCACAUAAAUCCAAUGAUUUCUAUUGCGAACGAUUCGUCAAAGUAUUGUCAUAAUAACUAUUUUAUACUAAACAAAAAACUCACUAAAACUUUCCAAAACGAACAGAACAUAAAUAUACUUCCAAUGGAUGAGAUCCCAGAAAUUGAAGAAUUUCGCACUAGUUCAGUGAAACAAGUAUCAAGAAAAUUAUACAUGAUGAAAAACGUCCUAACUUUAUUCCCUGUAGUGUGCGAAAGAUUUAUAACGAAUGAAAAAUGGAUUGAAAUUUUGAGAGCAGUGAAUGCUAGUUUAGCUGUUAUUAAUGGACCAUUUCCGACAAAUUGUCUUACAACAAUUGCCUAUCAAUUACCAAUUCCGUUUGUUCUGACAGGAUGUGAGAUAUUUCCUAGUCUUCAUCCUAUUCCAUGGAACCCCAGUGUUUUUCCAAACCACUUACUCUCAUCCUCCGAUAAGAUGACAUAUCCGGAAAAGUUAAUAAGUACUUUGGUUGCUAUUGUAGAUUACAGUAUUCCUCCUAUUGGAGCGCCUAUACACAGCGUCAAAACAUAUGCGAAGGACAAACCUGAUAUUUCAUUCAUAGAUUUGCUAUAUCAGGCAAAAUUUUAUCUUAUUGAAAAAGAUGUACUUCUAGAUUAUCCACUACCACAACUUCCAAAUGUAAGAUACGUUGGUGGUCUGGCUACAAAACGCUCAUUGCCUUUGAAGGGAGAAUUAGUGAAAUUCGUAAAUGCAUCUAAGAAUGGAAUAGUUGUGGUGUCAUUUGGCAGUAAUAUCAAUGAUUUCCCUGCUGUUCAAUUAAAGAAACUACAAAGUGCAUUGAAACAAAUAAAAAAAAAGUUUUUGUUAUUUAGUAUAAAAUAGUUAUUGUGUCCAUACUUCGAUAAAUCGUUUGCUAUAGAAAUCAUUGGAUUCACGUGACUAUUGAAGGGUCAUGCUAGGUAUAAAAUAUUUUUACCAUUAACUAUCAGUAAAAAAAAAUAACAGCGUAUAGCGCCAAUAUACUGACGAAAAAAUUAUUCAUCUUUUUUUUCCUGAAUUUGUGCCUCACAAAAUAAAGAGAAAAAGGUAAACUGUAAUUAUUACUUAAAUAAUAAUAUUGUGGUUAUGUAUUAGAAUUUCAUUUUAAAUCUAUCUUUGUAUCUUUUAUAUGUUUCAGUUAGGAGACUGCAGCCAUGCUGUGGCACUAGAUUGACGAGAAUUAAAUCGAACUUAUGGACCGCAGGACUUACUAUUUUUAAAGUAAGGUACUUAUUCAAUAGGUCACUUUUACCGACCCACUAUAUUAAGUCAAACAAAUGAAAAAUAAAAACGAUAGU
This is a messenger RNA of Octopus sinensis (East Asian common octopus), 1807 nucleotides long. Its product is annotated as UDP-glucuronosyltransferase 1A3-like. NCBI's taxonomy places the organism in Eukaryota, Metazoa, Mollusca, Cephalopoda, Octopoda, Octopodidae. The coding region runs from base 384 to 1352 and encodes 322 amino acids. Gene Ontology annotation, molecular function: UDP-glycosyltransferase activity. The record is from RefSeq and is a predicted model, not a curated record. The transcript has a single exon.